AUGUCAUUAAAAGAUAAUGAAGAGUUUAAAUUUGCUCUUAGAGAUAUCGUGAACAAUUCAUUCAAACUAGAAUCUCAGUUUGAUAGAGUUAGGUGUGCAGAAUGGGUUCAUAAAUUAACAAUGUUACCCGACGAUAGCCUUGAGAAUAUCAAAAUUCGGAAUGAUUAUAUUCAAUAUUUGCGCAUUAUGAUAAGAGCUGGCAUAAUGCACGGAAUAUUUUCAGAUAGUCCUCCACCUGUAUUAGCUCCAUUUCCAGAAGCUAUUGGAAAACAUAUCACAACUCAAGUGCCUUCUUUACCACCAAUGGGACCAAUUAAUGUAUACAUGAAACAUUGGUCUCCAGAUGGAAGAGCAUAUGUGGCGAUAAAACCUAUCCCGGGAAAAGGAGUUUUGACUUAUCUAUCAGUUACACCGCAACCUGACGGAUCACACAGUUAAAUUUUUGUAAAAGAAUUAUAAAAAUAAAAAAACUGAUAAGUUUUGUAAACAAAAA
Molecule: messenger RNA, 493 nt
Organism: Daktulosphaira vitifoliae (grape phylloxera)
Lineage: Eukaryota; Metazoa; Arthropoda; Insecta; Hemiptera; Phylloxeridae
Exons: 3
Coding region: 1-438 (145 amino acids)
Source: RefSeq, a predicted model, not a curated record